GCAAGGACAACAACUGGUUUAUGACACCCUUUGAGAAGAUUGCCAGCCUGCGGAUUAGGAACUCCCUAUUCCCAAUUCAGGUACGUGAUGGGAAAAUCUUUGCCAUUUGGCCAUUCCGUUUUCGUGGGAGGCUCUGCAAGUUACCUAAUGUUGCAUAAAACGGAUGGCCAGGAGGAGGGGCAGCACAGUCGUCUCGAAGACAGCAAAGCGAACACCACUACUCUUAAUCAAGAAUGGAUAACUAUAACCACAAGAAAUUCACUGGAGCUCUGAAGCGAAAGCGCAGCAUGGAUGCGGACUCUGAUGACGAUGUGGUCUUCAUUAUGGAACAGCCGGGCCAACGCACUCCAGAGCAGCCGCAGCCUAAGCGUCGCUUCUUCCGACCCUGGAUGGAUGAGUCUCCGGAAGAGGAGCAACCACAGCCGCCACGUAAGAUUGUGGCUACAUCGACACCGCCGCCACAACAAGUGGAUGGCACCUACCACGCUAACAUGGUGCGCAAUCACCACAAGCGCCGCCAGCGCAGUCCACAGGAGCAACUGCGUCGGGAUCGCAACACCUUGGCCAGCCUGCGCCAUCGACGCUCCCAGCAGCAACAGCAGCAGCUCAUCGAACAACAAUACCUGACCAGUCGCAUUCAGCACGAGGCCAAUCUGCAGCAGCAGAUCCGCCUGAGUCUCUACUAUGUGCGCUUCCUGCAGCAGGCGAUGGCCUCCACGGAGCCACUGCCUCCCACACAGCCAAGGCACAUGAUGCCGCGCCAACAGACCACCACCCAGCAUCCUUGAAGGGUGGACAUGGUGCAACGACUGGGCGCUGCUCAAUGCGCCCUAACUUAUUGUAGAAAAGCUGAAUAGUGAUUGUGAUUACUUUUAAAGUUUAAUUUAUUUAUCUGGUUGACU
This is a messenger RNA of Drosophila melanogaster (fruit fly), 902 nucleotides long. RefSeq lists its product as uncharacterized. The transcript is spliced from 2 exons. The record is from RefSeq and is marked reviewed. Lineage: Eukaryota; Metazoa; Arthropoda; Insecta; Diptera; Drosophilidae. The coding region runs from base 234 to 788 and encodes 184 amino acids.